AUGAAUGUUAUCGAAAAAAUAGCGAACCGGCCAAUGCUGUCGGAGAGACGCCGCGCCACGCUGGGAUCCAUGUAUUCUCUGGUGGGGACUCAUAGUGCUGUGAAGCUUUGCCGCUGGCAAAAGUCCAUGAUGCGUGGUAGGGGUGGGUGUUACAAGUGGACAAUGUAUGGAGUUCAAUCACACCGCUGUAUGGAGGCCACCCCAAGCAUGGCAUGUGCAAACAAUUGCGUCUUUUGCUGGCGCUUAAAUACUAACCCCACGGCAACGAAGUGGAAAUGGCAGGUGGAUGACCCGCAGGCCAUUGUGGAUGGAAUGUUGUCAAGUCACAAAUCGUUGAUUCAAGGGGUACGCGGCAUGCCGGGUGUGACAGACGAGAAACUGGAGGAGGCGAUGAACCCAAGGCACUGUGCACUUUCGCUUGUUGGUGAGAGUGUCUUGUACCCGUAC
This is a messenger RNA of Trypanosoma cruzi, 447 nucleotides long. RefSeq lists its product as uncharacterized. Gene Ontology annotation, biological process: wybutosine biosynthetic process. The transcript has a single exon. The record is from RefSeq and is a predicted model, not a curated record. Gene Ontology annotation, molecular function: 4 iron, 4 sulfur cluster binding. The annotation marks the transcript as partial. NCBI's taxonomy places the organism in Eukaryota, Euglenozoa, Kinetoplastea, Trypanosomatida, Trypanosomatidae.